CAUAUUUUACCAUCUCGAAAAUUGUCAGCACCCACUCUACUCUUUGGCAGUAUUCAAAACAGUAAGUUCCCGUUCAAUAAAGUCCAUUCCUCACCACAUUAAGCGAAGGGACUGUUUGAAAACUCCGCUCCGUGUUUUCUCGGUAUCCCCUGAACUCCAACCCUGGCUCUCUCUGUCAGCUUCUCAUUCCGUCUCAAUAUGCCUCAAGAUGGCGGCCAAUGCGGGAUCAAUGUUUCAAUAUUGGAAGCGCUUUGAUUUACAACGACUGCAGAGAGAACUAGACGCCACCGCCACACAGCUCGCCAACAGACAGGAUGAGAGCGAACAGUCCAGGAAGAAACUCAUCGACCAGAGCCGCGACUUCAAGAAGAGCACGCCAGAGGAUGUCAGAAAGCAAGUGGCUCCUCUGCUCAAGAGCUUCCAGGGAGAGAUCGAUGCCUUGAGCAAAAGAAGUAAAGAAGCAGAAGGUUCCUUCUUGAACAUCUACAAGACAUUAAUAGAUGUUCCAGACCCCGUCCCUGUGCUGGAGUUGGGUCAGCAGUUACAGCUGAAGCUCCAGCAGAUGCACGACAUCGAGACAGAGAACCUCAAACUCAGAGAGACUCUAGAGGACUACAACAAAGAGUUUACUAAGGUCAAGAACCAGGAGGUGACUAUUAAAGCCCUGAAGGAGAAGAUCCGGGACUAUGAGCAGUCCCUGAAGAACCAGGCUGAGAACCUGGUCCAGAAGAAACAGGUCCAGCUCCACAAUGACUAUGCAGAGAAUGAGAGAAAGCUCCAGGAGAGCCAGGACUCCAUGUCUCCCAAGCUGGCCCAGGCCUUACAGACAGCUCUUGAAACAACUCAGGCAGAGCUCUUUGAUCUGAAGACCAAGUAUGACGAGGACUGCACAGCCAAGGCCGAUGAGAUUGAAAUGGUGAUGACCGAUCUAGAGAGAGCCAAUCAGAGGGCGGAGGCAGCACAGAGGGAGGCGGACACUCUGAGGGAGCAGCUGACCUCUUCUAACCAAUCCCUGCAGCUGACCACACAGAUCCAGACCACCCCAGAAAUGGACCAGGCGGUGGAGGCCCUGUCCCGCUCCAGUCUGGAGGCAGAGCUGGGGGCCAAGGACAGGGAGAUGGUUCAGCUGGUGGAAGAUGUUCAGAGACUGCAGGCCAGCCUGUCUGAACUCAGAGAGAGUUCCAGCACACAGAUCACACAGCUGCAACUACAGCUCAGCACCAAGACGGCCAGCCUCAAGCAGCUGGAGGGAAAGCUGCAGGAACAGGCUGACUAUGAGGAGGUGAAGAAAGAGCUGAGCAUCCUCAAGUCUAUGGAGUUUGGCCCAUCAGACAGCUCAGUGCAGGUCAUGUCUAAACCCCGAGAAGUGUUAUUGUUGGAGAAGAACCGUAGUCUGCAGUCUGAGAGUUCCUCUUUGCGCAUCGCAAACACUGAGCUGAGCGGGUCAGCCAGGCGAAAAGGGAAAGAGGAGACCACCACAUCCAGUACCCCCUCCCUGCCUCCUCCUCUUCUCCCCCCGUCCCCCCAUCUCCACCUGCCCCAGAUCCCCUCCGACCCCCCUUACACCUCCACCACCAACGGGACACACCCCUUCACCCCCACUGGCAUCGGCCAGGACUUCUACAGCCCCCACUUCCCUCCGGUGGGGGGCAAGAUGUCCCUCAACUCCCUCCUGCAGCGCCAGCUCAUGCAGACGUUCUACUCCAAAGCCCUGCAGGAAUCCACUGAGGGAGCAGCUCCACUGUUCGCCCCUGUCCACUACACCCCUACCUCCACCCCUGGCCCAGGGUCUGGUUCUAGCCCUGUACCCCUCUCGGCCAGCCCCCUGCCCACCCAGCAGUCUCCUGCAGGUCCAGAGGUGAACGGUAGUGGCGGUGCCCUGUCCCCCUCUCCCAGCCAGUCUGAGGGGACUGGGGGCAGUGUGUCUGACUGGGAGGACAUGGACACCUCAGAGAUCGCCCGACAGAUCAAGGAGCAGCUGAUUCAACACAACAUUGGCCAGCGUGUGUUUGGCCACUAUGUUCUGGGCCUGUCCCAAGGCUCGGUCAGUGAGAUCCUGGCUCGGCCAAAACCCUGGAGCAAGCUGACCAUCCGGGGCAAAGAGCCCUUCCACAAGAUGAGGCAGUUCCUGUCUGACGAGCAGAACAUCCUGGCACUACGCAGUAUCCAGGGACGACAGAGAGAGAGCCCAGGCCAGGCCUUUAGUCAGGCGCUACAGGACCUGCCCAAGCAGAGUGUCAGCUCUGACCAAGCCUCCCGGACAGGUAACAUCACCACACGUAUCCGUACUCCAGAGUGUGGUUCAGACGAGGCCAUCAAGUCUUGUUCCUGCUGUGCAGACUGCUACCAUGGUCCUUCUCCUGGUGGGGGACUGAGAGGAGGAGGCGGUGGUUCAGACGAGGCCAUCCGCUCCAUCCUAGAACAAGCUCGACGAGAGAUGGAGGCCCAACAAGCUGCUGUGGAACCCAUCCUCAAAGCCUCCUCUUCCUCUUUCUCCUCUCCCUCCCAGAGGGAUCUACUGGUCUCCCAUCUGGCUGCCUCCUUCCCUACCCCUCGGACUCUCUCCAUGAAGAAACCCCCCGCCGCCCUCCCAGUCUCCUCCUCCUCGCCGUUUACAGUCCUGGACUUCAGCUCUAGUGUGAAGAGGAGGACAGAGGAGCGUCCGUGCAGGACGGCAUGGCUGCUGGCGUGCCGGUGUUGGGUCGGAGCUCUGAGGGUCUGCCCGGCCUGCAGGGUGGUGGCUCUAGGAAGUAUGUGUGACGCAACGUCUCGUCGUAAACCCUGGAGCAAGAUGACUUCCAGAGGCCUGCGUAUGCAGCUGUGGUUGAACUGUGACCUGGGUCAGAACACACACAUCGAGCCUGCUCACAACCAAGCAGAGGGCACUCCCAGCCAGACCUCAGCCAGCUGCAGCCCUGCCCCAGAGUCCCCACUGAGCUCUGCUGAGGAGUCAUCCUACGGUUUAGGGGGACCGGGACCCUCUUGCCUCCCAGGCCCCAUCUCUGGAUCCCCAUAUGGGGGAGCCCUCAGGGGGGAGUCCCAGCCUGGCACGCCCCUCCUCGGCCCCAUCACAGGCCUCAGCAUCCAGGAGACGAUAGCCAUGUCUCCUGAGCUGGACACAUACGUCCUCACCAAGAAGGUCAAGGAGGUGCUGACUGAUAACAACCUUGGGCAGCGUCUGUUUGGGGAGAGUAUCCUGGGUCUGACCCAGGGCUCGGUGUCUGAUCUGCUGGCUCGGCCUAAGCCCUGGCAAAAGCUCAGUCUGAAGGGACGUGAGCCAUUCGUCCGCAUGCAGUUCUGGCUGCAGGACCCACAGAAAGUGGAGAAACUGAUGGACAUGAAACGCCUGGAGAAGAAAGCCUACCUGAAGAGACGCCACAGUUCGCGUGAUAGCCGUUCUGUGGACGGUGGCCUGGCAGGACCAGACUUCCUUCAGAGCGCCAGCCCCCAGCACCAGCGACGGACUCAGCUGUACCAGAAGAAGGUCCGGGUGGUUCUGGGUCCCGAGGAGAAGGAGGCUCUGAAGAGGGCUUACCAGGAGAAACCUUACCCCUCCCCCAAAACCAUUGAGGAGCUGGCCUCCAAGCUCAACCUGAAGACCAGCACGGUCAUCAACUGGUUCCACAACUACAGGUGUGUUGGUGUCUGGGUCUCGUAUCCGCAGGAGCUCUUCAUAGAGGAGAUUCAGGCAGCAGGGUCAGCGGCAGCAGCUAAAGCAGGGAGGGGGACAGCUGUGAUGGGACAGAGUCAGACGGCACAGUGGAGGGGCACCACGGGAGGCACAGAGGAGCCCCUGAGAACCAGGACAUGGAGGUCAGGGUUGAAGCCGGGUGUCAGGUGGAUCCCCUGCCCAGAGAAACUGCACUACCUCAGGCUCGGUCGGGCGGUCUCCAGCAGCAACGGGAACCUCUUCAGUCUACCUGAGGCAGGUCUCUCUCUCUCUCAGCCCCCUCCAGUCACACCUCAACCCCGGCUAGGAACCCCAGGGACAAUACCCUGCGCAGGAAGAAAAGCUGCCAACCUCGACAAUAUCAUCCACAGACUGGAGAAGGCUGCCGGCAAGGAAGACCCGUCUGAGUGGGAGUUCUGA
Molecule: messenger RNA, 4090 nt
Organism: Oncorhynchus keta (chum salmon)
Lineage: Eukaryota; Metazoa; Chordata; Actinopteri; Salmoniformes; Salmonidae
Product: homeobox protein cut-like 1
Molecular function (GO): DNA binding
Source: RefSeq, a predicted model, not a curated record